GUCAAAGUCCUCAUCAUUUUGUUGCAUAAAUUCCCCCACUCUUUUUUUCCACCAUUAAGCUAAUUCUGAGAUCUUCACUCACGAUCAUCUCCUCCAAUGAGUUUACCAGCUUCUACUUCAUCAGGCACAAUGAAACCUUCCAGAGGAAGGCCACCUCUUCCCGUCAUUAUUAUUAUAGUUUGUGUUGUUGCCUUCAUGGCUCUCCUCUAUACAGAAACCAGUACUUUUCUUUCUCACAGCUCCAUUUUCAGGCUCAAAACCUGUACCAGAAAAAACUCUGUUAGAAAAUCAAAUGAUAGAGCUGCAGAGAAUCAUGAGAUGUAUAGCUCCUUUGUAGAUGAUAGGUUUGAGUUUGACCCGGAGGAAUGCAAUGUCGCUAGUGGAAAGUGGGUUUUUAACAGUUCUAUAAAGCCCUUAUACUCAGACAUGUCAUGCCCGUAUCUCGAUAGACAAGUUUCUUGCGUCAAGAAUGGACGCCCGGAUUCUGAUUACCGCCACUGGGAAUGGCAGCCGGAAGAUUGUACCUUGCCUAGGUUUAAUCCAGAAGUGGCUCUUAAGAAACUGCGAGGAAAGAGGCUACUGUUUGUGGGAGAUUCGCUGCAACGAGGUCAAUGGCAAUCUUUCGUAUGUAUGGUUGAAUCCAUUAUACCAGAGGACCAGAAGUUCUUGAGACGGGGCCGCUCUCAUACAGUCUUCAAAGCUAAGGAAUAUAAUGCAAGUAUCGAAUUUUAUUGGGCCCCAUUUCUUGUCGAGUCCAAUUCCGAUAUCCACAUUAUAGUAGAUCCAAAGAAGAGAAUACUGAAAGUGGAUUCUGUUUCAAAGCAUGCCGAAAACUGGUUAGAUGUGGAUAUACUUGUGUUCAAUACUUAUGUUUGGUGGAUGAGUGGUCCUAGACUCAAAACACUAUGGGGAUCUUUUGCAAACGGGGAAGAAGGGUUUGAAGAGUUGGAUACACCAGUUGCUUACAAAAUAGGUUUGAAGACGUGGGCCAACUGGGUUGACUCAACAAUCAAUCCCAAUAAGACACGUGUCUUCUUCACUACCAUGUCCCCCACACACACAAGAAGCGAAGACUGGAACAGCACAGGUGGAUUAUUGAAAUGUUUCAACGACACAAAGCCAGUGAUGAAAAAGAAGCACUGGGGAACUGGUUCGGACAAGCGAAUGAUGAGCGUGGUAGCAAGUGUAGUGAGGAAAAUGAAAGUUCCAGUAACAGUCAUCAACAUAACACAAAUCUCAGAGUACCGAGUGGAUGCUCACACAUCUGUUUACACAGAGACGGGGGGAAAAGUUCUAACUGAUGAGCAGAAAGCUGACCCACUUCACCAUGCAGAUUGCAUACACUGGUGUUUGCCAGGUGUCCCAGAUACUUGGAAUCAAAUCUUUUUGGCACAUUUGUAGCAAGAAACAAGUCCACACGGAUCGAUCCUUGCGCACGUUUGUGUCACAAACAAGACAUCAAUUAUACAUACCUUUUGUUUUGUU
Molecule: messenger RNA, 1485 nt
Organism: Juglans regia (Persian walnut)
Lineage: Eukaryota; Viridiplantae; Streptophyta; Magnoliopsida; Fagales; Juglandaceae
Product: protein trichome birefringence-like 3
Exons: 6
Coding region: 97-1401 (434 amino acids)
Cellular component (GO): Golgi apparatus
Molecular function (GO): O-acetyltransferase activity
Source: RefSeq, a predicted model, not a curated record